AUUCCAGAGCUUGUGUGCUUCAGCCUGCUCUUCUUCGUCAUCGGAGUCAUCGGCAUCACUGGCAACUUCCUCGUCAUCUACGCCGUCGUGUGCGACAGGAAGAUGCGGGCCUCGGUGACGAACCUUCUCAUCACGAACCUGGCCGUUGCGGACCUGUUGAUCAUGGUGUUCGGGAUCCCGGAGAUCAUACAGUUCAUGAUCAACCGGGGCUGGAUCCUGGACCACCUGUCGUGCAAGGUCAACCGAUUCGUGCUGGUCGUGGCGCUGUACGCCUCGGUCAUGACUCUAGUCUCGAUUUGUGUGGAAAGAUUUAUUGGAAUAAUUUACCCUAUUAGGGCGCAUAUUCUGUGCAACCGUCGUCGAAUUGCCUUUGUGGUGGCUUGCGUCUGGCCGUUUGCGGUUCUUUCCGGCAUCCCAACUCUGCUCUUUAACCAAGUGAAGAAGGGCCAUCCAACGAUGAAAACGCUGUACUGCGUGAUAACGUUCCCAGUCGACCACGACUUCUACAACCUGAUUUUCAAGUACGUCGAGUUCGCAUUGUUCUACAUCAUACCGCUCGCCAUCCAGAUGACACUGUACGCCAUUGUCUCCAAGCAACUAUUCUUGGGUUCUGAAAAGCUGCAUCGAAGACAAACGGUCCUGGACGAAAACGGAUUCGCGAAAGAAAGGACGUCAGAAGCCGUUCAAGCGCGGAAGGGAGUCGUCAAGAUGCUGAUAAUGAGUGUAAUGGUGUACUUUGUCAGCUACUCCCCGAACCAGGUCCUGCUGUUUUAUGACACGUUCAACAGGAGACACUUCCACGACAGCUGGACGUUUCGAGUGUUCGUUAUGAUCGUCGCGUACAUCAACUCCGCGGCCAACCCGAUUCUCUACAGCAUUUUCAGUCAGAACUUCAGACAGAGGUUUGAUAAGGUGUUGUGUAAAAUCAGACUCACUAUAAAGAAAGAGCCGAGGAGACCGUCCACGUUUAGCACCAGUUCAAGGUUUGGGCGCUUCACCAGUCUCAACCCUUCUGCAAACACGGACCUGUGA
This is a messenger RNA of Gigantopelta aegis, 1032 nucleotides long. Its product is annotated as neuropeptide receptor 15-like. Gene Ontology annotation, molecular function: G protein-coupled receptor activity. Gene Ontology annotation, cellular component: plasma membrane. The transcript has 2 exons. The coding region runs from base 103 to 1032 and encodes 309 amino acids. Lineage: Eukaryota; Metazoa; Mollusca; Gastropoda; Neomphalida; Peltospiridae. Gene Ontology annotation, biological process: G protein-coupled receptor signaling pathway. The record is from RefSeq and is a predicted model, not a curated record.